Messenger RNA from Cajanus cajan (pigeon pea), 1001 nucleotides. The record is from RefSeq and is a predicted model, not a curated record. Lineage: Eukaryota; Viridiplantae; Streptophyta; Magnoliopsida; Fabales; Fabaceae.
AUGCUUGAUGCAGUGGCAAAUAUGCUGUUUUUGGAAUCCCCUGCUGGCGUUGGUUUUUCCUACUCAAAGACUACAUCUGACUAUGAUAAAUUCGGAGAUAAGUCAACCGCUAAAGAUGCGUAUGUUUUCCUCAUCAAUUGGUUAGAGAGGUUUCCACACUACAAAACCCGUGAUUUUUACAUUACUGGAGAGAGCUAUGCUGGCCAUUAUGCGCCUCAGCUUGCAUACACUAUUUUGAUAGGGAAUGCUUGGAUUGAUGAUGUUACAGAUACAAAGGGGUUAUUUGAUUACUUAUGGACUCAUGCUUUGAACUCAGAUGAAACACAUGAGUUGAUUGAGAAGUACUGCGAUUUCAGUUCUAGAAACGAGUCAACAAAAUGUGCCAAUGCUAAAAGUUGGGCCUUAAUCGAGAAAGGAAACAUAGACUUCUAUAACAUCUAUGGUCCACAGUGUCAUGACACUUCUCUGAAAAAUGGAACCAUUGGUUCUGUGUAUGAUUUUGAUCCAUGUUCUGAUUACUACGUGAAAGCCUAUCUAAAUAGGCCAGAGGUCCAACUAGCUCUUCAUGCACAACUCACAAAUUGGAGCCAUUGCAGAGGUUAUAAGUGGAAGGACAGUCCAACUACAAUCAUACCUACCAUCAAGUAUCUCAUUGAUAGUGAAAUUAAAUUGUGGAUAUACAGUGGAGAUACUGAUGCAAGGGUGCCAGUCACAUCUUCAAGAUAUUCAAUCAACACCCUCAAGCUCCCUAUCCUGGAACCUUGGAGCCCUUGGUACGCUGGAACUGAGAUUGGAGGAUACAUGGUGAAAUACAAAGGAUUAACAUUUGUUACGGUGAGAGGAGCUGGACACUUAGUUCCAAGUUGGAAGCCGGUAAAAGCUUUGGUUUUGAUUCUUUCAUUCCUUAGCUGAAGUUUACCUCCUCUUUCAUUAAAACUUGUGUGAUGCAUUUUUCAGAUGAUUAUGAUUCCAUUUGCCACAACAAACUGUGGUUUUAUUUA